This is a messenger RNA of Plasmodium cynomolgi strain B, 1164 nucleotides long. RefSeq lists its product as hypothetical. Gene Ontology annotation, molecular function: protein binding. Bases 1 to 1164 code for a protein of 387 amino acids. The record is from RefSeq and is a predicted model, not a curated record. Lineage: Eukaryota; Apicomplexa; Aconoidasida; Haemosporida; Plasmodiidae. The transcript has 2 exons.
AUGAGCGAAGAAGGAUUCGAUCUGUAUCCCCUGGAAGAGGGCGCACUGAUAGGCCACAUAAACGUUGACGAGGAGGUAAAUAAAAAAACGAAAACAUAUCUGAGCAUGUCCCUAAAAUACAUUCGUGAGAAGAAGCUCAAAAGUUGCGAAGAAUAUCUGAGCGGAGUACUACCCGCUGUUAGGGAACACCCAUUUGAACACCUAACCUUGAUGACGAUAAAAAUAUAUUGUAAUUUAAGACUGAAUAAUUAUCGUCUCGUUUCCAGUGACCUCAGUUCGAUUGGUAAUUUAGAUAAAAACAGUUACAACUUUGAACACGUCGCAUGGAAAUAUAAGAAAAAAAAUGGCUCCAUGAUUUCUUUCCUCCUCAGACUGAUUAACUGCUACUACCCCUACACUCUCAAUUUGCACUUUACAUCAUUCGACCGACUGUACCUAUUGAUACUGCACUAUGAGAAGUUGCUUCAUGAGUGCACCGCUCAGUUGGGAAGUAAGAUCGCGCUUGAUGAGGAUCAAAUACUGCAACUGGCAGAGAAGAGGAAGAAGGUCAUCCUGCACAAUAUCGCAGUCGCGUGCUACGUCCUCUGUGACCUCUUGCUUAAGAAGAAUUACAUCGAGCAAGCUAUUCAUCUCCUGAAGGAAAAAAUAUUGCGAUAUGAUGCAAACCAUAUUGCCACCAUAUCUUUGAUUGGAAAACUGUCUUUGCUUAUGGGGGCACUGGAUUCCGCGGCGAGGUCCUUCGACUUGGUUGAGCACCUAAUCGGGGGGAGUAAUCCUUCCACGGGAGAAGCAGCUUUCCAGAAUGACGCAGCUUCCCCGAAUGACGCAGCUUCCCAGAAUGACGCAGCGAGAGCACACACCUUGACAAAUUCAACUUUCUUUAAUCUCUACCUCGAGGAUUAUCCAUCCGCAUUGCAAAAAAUUCUGGAGAUCCCCCCAAACCUCCCAGCGGAGCAAAACAGAGGAGAGGCGGCCAACGACUACGCCAUAUACUGCAACAACAUCGCAGUCACUUACUUCUUUAACAAUGACGUGAAUAAAUCGAUUAAGACUAUGGAAGAAACUGUGACUAGGGACCACGGCAAUGCUUACCCUUCGCUUGUAAAAAAUCUGAACCUCUUAUACGAGUUCACCAAAGUGAGAAAUGAGAGAGAGGGCACUUAA